AUGGCUCCCACUCCGACCCCCACACCCGUGUCUUCUUCCCCCAAAGACUCAGACACUAUUUCAUGGGUGUCUACCGGUCUGAUCAUCGCUCUAUGCAUCACCCUAGUCACCAUCCUUGGAAUGUCCCUCCGUAUUCGCGAUUACAUCGUCGAAAAGAGAGAAGAGGACGACAAGCUCGUAAAAUCUCAAAACGCGUUGCGAGACAGCGAAUCUGACAGAAAGGGACUCCAGCGAGAGGCGGAUCUGCUGUCCCAAGAGCUGCAGAACUGGCGAACAUUGUAUGCCGAGUGCUGGGUUGAAAUGACCGCCGCUGGUACAUUCUGCCGAGAGAACCACAGCCACCGUCCCUCGGACCAGCCAAACAAGAAGCCUGAUGUCUCUACCCAAACCAAAGGUCCGGACGUUGAUGGAUCCGAAAGUCGGAUCGAACGGGCGAGGCCGAUUCUAAGGCCGACUCUAUCGGGGUUUGCUCGCGGAGACGCGGCUCAUUAUGUCGUUGAUGGGCGCUGGCAGGUACCCCAGCAGAUUAAGUUUGGAGACAUGUCCACGAUUCAUCUUGACACUGAUGAUGCACAGAUUGACAAUCCUGUUUUGAAGGACUCCGCUCAAGAUCCUAACAGGGAUCCGGACGCCCCGAAUGAUGCUCAUGCUGGACAUGGGCGACGGGAAUGA
Messenger RNA from Fusarium poae, 672 nucleotides. RefSeq lists its product as uncharacterized. Bases 1 to 672 code for a protein of 223 amino acids. NCBI's taxonomy places the organism in Eukaryota, Fungi, Ascomycota, Sordariomycetes, Hypocreales, Nectriaceae. The record is from RefSeq and is a predicted model, not a curated record. The transcript has a single exon.